UGUAUGUAUACACAGUUGCGUUCGAGCGAUAUCAGAUGACGUUCGUCGUACACAGUCGUAAAACGGUGCUCGAUUGACGAUCCAGCAAGAUAUUAAUUUGUUAAAAAAAUUGAGAAAUUAUACGCGAGUGACAGGUGACAGCUCUUUAAAACUCGCGUUCUCUCUCUCUCUCUCUCUCUCUCGCGAGAACGAAGGGAGAACGAAGAAAAAGAAGAAGAAGGAGAGUCUCGAUUGAACAUCGGCGGCGACGACGGGGACGACGGGGACGGGAAUUAUUAUUAAUCAUUAUCGCUUGUUAUACAAGAACAGCUGAUUUCGGGCUGGCUCCUGGCGAGGAUGGCAGAAGCCGCCGUCAAUCUCAUCAUCAAGGCGCCGAACCAGCAGAUCAAGGACCAGGUCGUUAGAUGCGAUCUCGGCUGGACCAUCGGCCACCUCAAGGAGUACCUGGCCGAGGUCUACCCCAGCAAGCCAGAAAGCUCGCACCAGAAAUUAAUCUACUCUGGUCAGUUGCUGAAGGACUCUGCGCAAUUGAAAGAUGUCCUGAGACAGCGAGAUGGUUCAGAAGAUCAGGCAUAUACCGUUCAUCUAGUCUGUACACCCCAGAAACCAUUUGUCACCAAAACUACAUCGGAUAAGAGUCAGACAAACGAGAAGAACUCAGAUGCGACGUCCUCGAUGAGAAACAGCCAUAUCAGAAGUAACAAUGUUCAAACUCCAAGUCAUGAGAAUAAUGCUAAUGUUACUGCGCCACAGCCUGAACAAAUGUAUCUGCCUCAGCAGUACUUUGAUCCUCGAAAUAGUCAGCAAUUGGCCUGGAUGCAACAAGCAUACACCCAUUAUUUCACCCAAUACAUGCAACUCAUGGCAGCACAAGGCAUACAGUUGCAAGCCAGUAUUCCAUACCUGCAACAGAUGAAUAUUAACACCAACGAUAAUACGCCUCAACAUACGUACACCAGCAACAAUAACAACAACAACAACAACAACGUUGCUGAGGAACCGGCUGCCCAACCAGCAGCGCAAGACGCGGCGGAUAUUAAUGCAGGAAAUAACGCCGCUGAGGACGCUGCGUUUAAUCGUGACUGGCUAGACUUCUUCUACACAUUGUCUAGAAUUGUCGUUCUGUUCGGAAUAGUGUAUUUCUACUCGUCUCCUCUCAGAUUUCUUAUCGUCACGUUCUUGGGAUUUGCAAUAUAUCUAUAUCAGGGUGGUUUCUUCAGGGUACAACCGAUAUUGCUACGUGAGAACAACAACGGCCGGGUAGAUAACAACAAUCAAGUGUUGCAAAACGAAGCGAUGGGCCCGCAAGCUGUGCCACAACAACAACAAAAUCUUCAAGUGCCAACACCGCAACCGGAAGCACGAACGAACGCCAACGAGGAGAACGAGGAACAACGACCAGGCGCACUCGCCUUCACUUGGACCUUCUUCAGUUCGUUUUUCGCCUCGCUUAUCCCGGAUCAGCCGAAUGUCAUUUAAUCUCAAACAAGUCGUUUUGUUAUAAAACCAAGUUUCUUCUCUCUUUCUCUCUCUCUCUCUCUCUCUCUCUCUCUCUCUCUCUC
This is a messenger RNA of Nylanderia fulva, 1562 nucleotides long. It is a transcript of the gene Herp, whose product is annotated as Homocysteine-induced endoplasmic reticulum protein. Gene Ontology annotation, biological process: endoplasmic reticulum unfolded protein response. NCBI's taxonomy places the organism in Eukaryota, Metazoa, Arthropoda, Insecta, Hymenoptera, Formicidae. The record is from RefSeq and is a predicted model, not a curated record. Gene Ontology annotation, molecular function: protein binding.